GAUUGCUGAAGCAGCAAGACCCAUCAGUGAGCAUAAAGAUGGAAAGAUUUCAGCUUCUACUGCUCCUGCUACUGAGUUCCAUGUAUUCCACCGCCUUCCCAGUGGAUGCCAGCAGCAAAAGUGGAGACAUGCAGUUAGCUGAGGAAUAUUUACAAAAGUUCUACAGUCCCGAAGUGGAGCCAAUUCCCCGGUCAAAGUCAAGAGAUUCUAACUCUGUGACUGAAAAGCUGAAAAAAAUGCAGGAGUUUUUUGGUCUGAACGUGACUGGGGAAGUGGAUGCUGAAACACUGGGUGUGAUGAAGCAGCCCAGGUGUGGCGUACCUGACCUCGGUGGCUUUACCCUCACAGAGGGAAACCCUAAGUGGGACAAAACCCAUCUGACAUACAGGAUUGUGAAUUACACACCAGAUUUAGAUAGAAACUUGGUGAGAAGAGCAAUCCAGAAAGCAUUCGAAGUCUGGAGCAACGUGUCACCCCUGACAUUCCAAGAAGAGCAGGACGGCAUCCAGGAUAUAAUGAUCUCCUUUAACAGAGGAGAUCAUGGUGAUAACUCUCCUUUUGAUGGACCCAGUGGGGUACUGGCUCAUGCUUUUCAGCCUGGGCGAUUUAUAGGCGGAGAUGCCCAUUUUGAUGAAGACGAAGAAUGGACCGUACUGGGCCCAAGAGAGCGAACGUUUUUCUGGCGCAAAUCCCCUCACAUAGCAGAAAUAGAACUCAACUCCAUUUCCCUCUUCUGGCCAAGCCUGCCAUCUGGAAUAGAUGCUGCCUACGAAAGUUAUGAAAAAGACCAAGUUUUUCUUUUUAAAGGAAACAGAUAUUGGGCUCUAAAUGGCUAUGACAUUGUACGUGGCUAUCCUAAAAGCAUCACCCAGCUGGGCUUACCCCAGCAAGUUAAUCAAAUUGAUGCUGCAUUCAGUGAUUCAGAGACUGGGAAGACCUAUUUCUUCGUAGGUAGCAAAUACUGGAGAUAUGAUGAAUACAGGCAAUCCAUGGAAAGGGGAUACCCCAGAAAUGUAGCCCAAGACUUCCCAGGAGUUGGCCCCAAAAUUGAUGCUGCUGUUAUGUAUGAUGGGUACGUCUAUUUUUUCCAAGGAACACAACAGAUCCAGUUUGACCUUAAUAGCAAAAGAAUUGUUCGAGACGAUCAAAGAACCAAUGCCUGGCUGAACUGUUAAGGCAUCUCUGCUCAAUUCUAUUUCACAUGCCUAAUCUUUCUUUAGAGACAUGAUGAUUCCUCUUUUGUUGGGCAUUCAAAGAUUACACCUGACAUUCUUCUCAUACCCUACAGCAAGUUCCGGCUGAAUUGGUGCUAUAAAAUGUUUUGGCAAUACACUGUGUUGUGACAAGGUUUAUUCUGCCAGUUCCAUAAAGCAAUUUUUAACAUAGCUCUGUGUAUUUCUUUCAUUAUGACUUCCUAACAAUGCUGUACAGCCAAGAUUGUACCACUCCACAAU
Messenger RNA from Gekko japonicus, 1454 nucleotides. Its product is annotated as interstitial collagenase-like. The transcript is spliced from 9 exons. NCBI's taxonomy places the organism in Eukaryota, Metazoa, Chordata, Lepidosauria, Squamata, Gekkonidae. The record is from RefSeq and is a predicted model, not a curated record. Bases 39 to 1175 code for a protein of 378 amino acids. Gene Ontology annotation, biological process: extracellular matrix organization; proteolysis; collagen catabolic process. Gene Ontology annotation, molecular function: zinc ion binding; metalloendopeptidase activity. Gene Ontology annotation, cellular component: extracellular matrix.